UGAGCAUUCAUCUUGAGCCCAGGCUGCAAGAAUGGCUUGUGCUGUAGAUCCCAGCAGCAACAAGAACAGCUUGCUGAUGCUUCCUGAGAGAGUGAAGAAGAUCACCAGGAUUCCUGCUUCUUGGUGGGCGUACGCAUGGAGUAUUGGAAGAGAAGAUCAAAGGAGAGCCAUUCAUGCUCUCAAGGUUGGGACAGCUCUCACACUGGUCUCGCUCUUGUAUAUACUAGAACCCUUGUUCAAAGGAGUGGGAAAGAAUGCAAUGUGGGCUGUCAUGACGGUUGUUGUUGUGCUCGAAUUUACCGCAGGUGCAACCAUAUGCAAAGGUCUGAAUAGAGGGUUCGGAACAGUCAUAGCAGCAUCUCUAGCAUUUAUCAUUGAACUUGUAGCAGUAAGAUCUGGAAAAGUUUUCCGUGGUUUUUUCGUGGCAUCUUCAGUAUUUCUGAUAGGAUUCGUGGCAACGUAUUUGAGAUUCUUCCCAACCAUUAAGAAGAACUAUGAUUAUGGAGUGGUGAUUUUUUUGCUAACCUUCAAUCUGAUAACGGUCUCAAGCUUCCGCCAAGAGAACAUACUGCCUUUAGCACGAGAUCGCUUGAGUACAAUUGCCAUAGGGUGUGCCAUAUGCCUCUUUAUGAGCCUCUUCGUAUUACCAAACUGGUCGGGAGAGGACCUCCACAGCUGCACUGUGCGCAAAUUUGAAGGAUUGGCAAGAUCAGUUGAAGGCUGUGUGGAUGAGUAUUUUCGAGAUCAAGAGAAGCAUGAUAAUAUUCUUGAUAAGCAGACGUCAAGAGCUUCCAUUCAUACUGGGUAUAGAGAAGUACUAGACUCAAAAUCAAGUGAUGAGUCCCUGGCACACUAUGCAAGCUGGGAACCAAGACACUCAAUGCAGUGUUACAGUUACCCAUGGCAAAAGUAUGUAAAGCUUGGAUCUGUGCUUAGACACUUCGCAUAUACUGUCGCUGCACUUCAUGGAUGCCUCGAAUCAGAAAUUCAGACUCCGACAUCCGUCAGAUCACUAUUUCGAACCCCAUGCACUAGAGUUGCACGAGAGGUGACCAAGGUUCUACAGGAGCUUGCAGACAGCAUAAGAAAUCACCAUCGUUGUGCCCCUGAUGUGCUGUGCGAUCAUCUUCAUGAAGCACUACAGGAUCUAAACUCAGCAAUAAGGUCACAACCACGGCUAUUUCUCGCCUCAAAACAUGGAUCUGCCAAUAGUCGUAUGCUAAUGGAACUGAAUUCAAGCAAGCAUGCCGCCUCAAGAACUGCUCUGCCCUCAUUCAAGACUGAUACAGCCUCAAUAUUAGAAAGGAAGAACACAAAAGCAGAUCAAUCAUCAGAACGCAGUGAGAGGAGCACAUUAGGGCGGACGCUAAGUAAGAUAGCUAUCACGAGCCUUGAGUUCUCUGAAGCACUUCCAUUCGCUGCUUUUGCUUCGUUACUGGUAGAAAUGGUAGUACGACUGGAGCUGGUUAUUGAGGAAGUAAAGGAACUGGAAAGGGCUGCAAAUUUUAAGGAGUUCACUCGCCAUGACCAUCUGACCAUUGAUAUCACUUGCAAGGAGGAGAAGAGAAACAAUGAUGGUGUGCGAUUAGGCAGCCACACAGUUUCUCCUGCAGCUGAAUAAACACUCAUGGGUAGAUCAAAGCAGCAGUGUAUAGAUCACUCUGAAAAUAAUAUGUAUUUAUUCUUUGGUUCGAAAAAGAUGAGGGGUGUGAUCUCAAUAACUACUGUUAGCAUGACAUACAUUUAGGUGUUAUUAAAUAUUCUCCGCCUAUCAAUGAGUCGUUUGCAGAUGUCCAAGAGAUCAGACUUGGAAGGAUGUUUAAUCUAUUAAGUGAAUAGUAAUUCACCUGUUUUCCAGA
Triticum dicoccoides is the source of this 1859-nucleotide messenger RNA. RefSeq names its product aluminum-activated malate transporter 12-like. The record is from RefSeq and is a predicted model, not a curated record. Bases 32 to 1621 code for a protein of 529 amino acids. Lineage: Eukaryota; Viridiplantae; Streptophyta; Magnoliopsida; Poales; Poaceae. Gene Ontology annotation, biological process: malate transport. The transcript is spliced from 6 exons.